Papaver somniferum (opium poppy) is the source of this 2182-nucleotide messenger RNA. RefSeq names its product T-complex protein 1 subunit delta-like. Gene Ontology annotation, biological process: protein folding. Gene Ontology annotation, molecular function: ATP binding; ATP hydrolysis activity; ATP-dependent protein folding chaperone. Bases 104 to 1699 code for a protein of 531 amino acids. NCBI's taxonomy places the organism in Eukaryota, Viridiplantae, Streptophyta, Magnoliopsida, Ranunculales, Papaveraceae. The transcript has a single exon. Gene Ontology annotation, cellular component: chaperonin-containing T-complex. The record is from RefSeq and is a predicted model, not a curated record.
CAAGGGUUUCUUCUUCUCCCUCUUCUUCAUUUUAUUUACUCCGCGCAAAAGAAACCAAAAGAAGAAAAAAACUAGGGUUUAUCAUUGUAGAUCACCUACUCUAAUGGCGGCCGCUGUACCCAGAUCUUCGAAAACAGAAAGCUAUGUUGAUAACAAACGCAAGGAUGAUGUUCGUCAAAGCAAUAUCAUCGCUGGUCGAACAGUAGCAGAUGCAGUUCGUACCAGUUUAGGUCCAAAAGGUAUGGAUAAAAUGAUUCAAAAUGGAAACGGUGAAGUAAUCAUUACUAAUGAUGGUGCUACAAUCUUGAUGAAGAUGGAAGUUCUUCAACCUGCUGCAAAAAUGCUUGUUGAACUUUCCAAAUCUCAAGAUAUCGUUGCUGGUGAUGGUACUACUACUGUUGUUGUUAUUGCUGGUGCUCUUCUUAAACAGUGUCUUACUCUACUCAAUAAUGGUAUUCAUCCUACUGUUAUAUCUGAAUCACUUCACAAAGUUUCCGAAAAAUCUGUUGAUAUUUUAACUGCUAUGGCUGUUCCUGUUGAGCUAUCUGAUCGUGAUUCGCUCAUGAAAUCUGCUAGUACUUCUCUUAACAGUAAAGUUGUUAGUCAGUAUUCUACUCUUCUAGCUCCACUUGCUGUUGAUGCCGUACUUUCAGUUUUAGAUCCAUCUAAACCUAAUCUUAUUGAUCUUCGCGAUGUUAAAAUUGUGAAAAAACUUGGUGGUACUGUUGAUGAUACCGAGCUUGUUAAGGGUUUGGUAUUCGAUAAGAAAGUUAGUCACUCUGCUGGUGGUCCAGCUCGUGUUGAGAAUGCUAAAAUUGCUGUUAUUCAAUUUCAGAUUUCACCUCCAAAAACUGAUAUUGAACAGAGUAUAGUCGUUUCUGAUUAUACACAGAUGGAUAGGAUUUUGAAAGAGGAGAGGAAUUACAUUCUUAGUAUGAUUAAGAAAAUCAAAGCAACUGGUUGUAAUGUUUUGUUGAUUCAGAAGAGUAUAUUGAGGGAUGCAGUUACCGAUCUUUCGUUGCAUUAUCUUGCUAAAGCGAAGAUUUUGGUGGUUAGGGAUGUUGAGCGUGAUGAGAUUGAAUUCAUUACCAAGACUUUGAAUUGCUUGCCAAUUGCUAAUAUUGAGCAUUUCCGUGAGGAGAAAUUAGGGCGUGCUGAUCUUGUUGAGGAGGUUCCUCUAGGGGAUGGUGGCAAGAUUGUGAAGAUUACUGGUAUUCAGGAUAUGGGAAGGACAACUAAUGUGCUUGUUCGUGGUUCAAACCAGUUGGUUCUUGAUGAGGCCGAGAGGAGUUUGCAUGAUGCAUUAUGUGUGAUCAGGUGUUUGGUCAACAAAAGGUUUUUGAUUGCCGGUGGAGGUGCACCUGAAAUAGAGUUAUCAAGGCAACUUGGUGCUUGGUCGAAGGUCUUGCACGGAAUGGAAAGUUACUGUGUGCGUUCAUUUGCUGAGGCACUCGAAGUUAUUCCUUACACUCUGGCUGAGAAUGCAGGAUUGAACCCAAUUGCGAUUGUUACUGAACUUCGUAACCGACAUGCGCAGGGUGAGAUUAAUGCUGGGAUCAAUGUGAGGAAAGGGCAAAUCACCAACAUCUUGGAGGAGAAUGUUGUACAGCCAUUGCUCGUCAGUACUAGUGCAAUUACACUGGCUACGGAAUGUGUGAGGAUGAUUCUGAAGAUUGAUGAUAUUAUUAUGGUUAGGUAGAACAUGCAAAUGUUCAGUCAUUGGAUCCUGUGCUUUUACUACAUGGGACACGAAGUUCAGGAGGCUGGUUUCAAAGAAGGAUGAUAUGUUGCCGCAGUCGUGCAGACGGUUCUUUUUCGAGCACUGAUUACUUAGGUAUGGUCAGGUUAAGGUAAGAAAGUUGAGAACAUGGCUCUGAACAACAUGAGUUUUUGAUUAGUAAGUUUGGUGUGCCUAAUUAGUUAGCUUUCAUUUCGCUUUUUCUUUUUGGAGUUUGGUUUAAGAAUGUCCACUGUUUGUGUCAUUGAAUUAUUGUUAGUUUUUGUUCGUAGUUAAGCUCCAGUUUAUUAUGUUGGACAUGACAAGUAACAAUAUUCAGCAGUCUUGCACUGUCUAGUAGCUCCAUAUUUUCAGUUUCUAUUUGCCAGGCAUCUCUAUAUUGCUUAUAGUUUUGGCUCUUCAAAAGUGCUGUUUUUAUGGUUAAACAAUUUAUUGGUUGGCGUA